Messenger RNA from Trichoderma reesei QM6a, 2241 nucleotides. RefSeq lists its product as uncharacterized. Gene Ontology annotation, cellular component: CCR4-NOT core complex; nucleus; P-body. Gene Ontology annotation, biological process: nuclear-transcribed mRNA poly(A) tail shortening; regulation of DNA-templated transcription. NCBI's taxonomy places the organism in Eukaryota, Fungi, Ascomycota, Sordariomycetes, Hypocreales, Hypocreaceae. The transcript has 4 exons. Bases 310 to 2241 code for a protein of 643 amino acids. The record is from RefSeq and is a predicted model, not a curated record.
UCUCUGUCGCUUCCUCCUUCGCUUGCUGCGCAUCUCUGCUCUGCCGCUGUCACGUGGCGCGCGACGGUCGAAUCCCCUCGCAUCUCGCCUGCAUAAAAACCACCUUUGGCCAUAGAGGUGACCCCACGAAAACGAACCAAAGGCCUCCGUCUCCCCUCGACGGAAUCUCAUUCGCACCUCGUCUGCACUGCAGGGCCCCAGCACACGCACCUCUGUGUCAGCGGCGGACUCCUCCCACACAGACUUAAAGCACCAGGCUCAACCGGCAAGGACGCUGCUCGGCCGUUUCUCCCCUCCUCAACCGACAAGAUGGCGGCGAGGAAACUACAACAAGAAGUCGACAAGUGCUUCAAAAAGGUGGCGGAAGGCGUCGCCGAGUUCGAGGCCAUCUACGAGAAGAUCGAGCAGUCAAAUAACCCGGCCCAGAAGGAGAAGCUGGAAGACAACCUCAAGCGCGAGAUCAAGAAGCUGCAGAGACUGCGCGAUCAGAUCAAGACAUGGGCUGCCAGCAACGACAUCAAGGACAAGGCUCCCUUAUUGGAGCACCGAAAGCUGAUUGAGACUCAAAUGGAAAAGUUCAAGGCCGUGGAAAAGGCCAUGAAGACCAAGGCGUAUUCCAAAGUGGGACUCGAAGCCGCCGCGAAACUGGAUCCUAAAGAACAGGCCAAGGUCGAGGCCUGCGAAUUCCUCAGCAGCAUGGUCGACGAGCUGGAGCUUCAGAUCGAGACCCUCGAGGCCGAGAACGAAUCCAUACAAGCCACCCUGAAGAAGGGCAAGAACAAGACUGCCCAGGAAAACCGCAUGGCUGAGAUUGAUCAGAUCAUCGAGAGGCAUAAAUGGCAUCAAGGCAAGCUGGAGCUGAUUCGAAGAACACUGGAAAAUGGCGGCAUCGACACGGAGCAGGUCAACGCCUUGGAGGAGCAGAUUCGCUACUAUGUGUCUGACGGCAUGAACGAGGACUACAUGGACGACGACGAGAUCUACGACGAGCUCGACCUGGAAGAAGAGGAAGGCGUCUUUGGAAUGAACCAGGAUACCGAGAAGAAUUCAUCCCAGGAUACGCAGUCCAUACAGGAUGACGUCCACGAGAUCGAACCGCCAUCCAAGGCGAGGAAAGCCGCCAAGGAUACCGAUUCCACAACGUCGUCGACGACACGGGCAAAGUCCGCGCAGUCCAAGUCUCCCCUACCGGCGCUGGCCACGCUCCAUACUCCGCUGUCUACGAUAGGGGCUGGGGGCAGCGGCAGCCCUGCCAUGAAGCCUGCGUCGAUCCCCACGAGGCCGGCAGGGGAGGGCCUCAAGUAUGCGUCUGCCGCUGCCGCCGCCGCCGCCAGCGACAAGAACAAUGUUGGCAUCGCUCCUCUACCCCCGCCACCGGGUAUCAACGUUGGCAUAUCGCCGCUACCGCCUGCGCAGUCGAGAACAAGCGCCACCAACUCUCCCGCCGUCUCGUUCGUACAGCCCGCCCAGGCCUCGUCGUCACAACCCUCCGAACCCAAGCAAUCUGCGCCCGCACCUGCUCCCGUGCCCGCACCCGCACCCGUCGCCAACGAGAACGCUGAGCCUCCGAGUACGAAGUCGACGAAGAAGUCCAAGGCUUCGGGGAAGCAGCCGGCUACCUCGGAGGCAUCAUCAUCCGAGUCUCAAAACGCCCCUCCUCAAACCAACGGACCUCCUAAUGGAUCUACGAACGGUGUCAAGCCCGUUGCGGAAGAAGCCGAAGAGGAAUCCAUCUACCAUCUUCCUGCGUCAUUACAAGACCUCGUCGACUCCUACGAGACGGCGCGGAAACGGCCAUACCAGCCCCUGUCACAGUCCACGCUCAACCUCCUGAGGGCGAGCGCACAAAACUAUCCGAGCGCGUUCGAGGCUGAUGUUCCACGGACGUAUCGUCCGGACAUGCCGGUUCCUCAAACCGGUUCCGGGUUUCCCACCCAGCCACUGCCCAUAUUCGACGAUCCGCGGCUUUACUCGAGGAUUGACCCGGAUACGCUCUUCUACGUGUUCUACUACAAGCAAGGAACGGCGCAGCAAUACUUGGCGGCCAAGGCGCUGAAAGACCAGAGUUGGCGGUUUCAUAAGCAGUACCAGACCUGGUUCCAGCGACAUGAGGAGCCCAAGAAUAUCACCGAAGAAUUUGAGCAGGGCACGUACCGGUUCUUCGACUACGAAAGCACUUGGAUGAACCGAAGAAAGGCAGACUUCAAGUUUGCUUACAAGUUUCUCGAGGAUGACAUCUAG